This is a messenger RNA of Anopheles moucheti, 1641 nucleotides long. RefSeq names its product RNA-binding protein 33. NCBI's taxonomy places the organism in Eukaryota, Metazoa, Arthropoda, Insecta, Diptera, Culicidae. The record is from RefSeq and is a predicted model, not a curated record. Gene Ontology annotation, cellular component: transcription regulator complex. Bases 158 to 1456 code for a protein of 432 amino acids. Gene Ontology annotation, molecular function: transcription coregulator activity. The transcript is spliced from 6 exons. Gene Ontology annotation, biological process: regulation of transcription by RNA polymerase II.
CAAACAUUUCGGAAAAAUCUUCUUGUGUGGAAAGAAAAUAUAAAAUAGGUGUUUUUAAAGAGUGUAUCGAUUGUAAAAACGAUAUGUUCAGUUGCUGAAUUGAGCUAACGUUUAUAUUCAUCAAAGUUUCCAUAUUGAAACAACAAAAGCGAGCAGAAUGAGUGCUAAAAAGUAUCUGAAGAUGCCUGCCCAACAGCCGACGCAGCCUGCGGCCAAAACAGAAAAGGAAGAGAAAUUAUGGAGCGCACUUAAGCGGCACAUCAUGCGAGAACGUGAACGGAAGAAGCAAGAGCUUGAAGCAGAGGUAGAGGAGGAACGCCUUCGAAGGGAACGGGAGGAACGGGAAAAACAGGACGUGAUGACGCUCGGCGAAACGAAGGAGCAAAUACUGAUGCUGGAGAAAAAUUUGGAUGAGCUAAGGAACGAAAAGCAGCAGCUGUUUUUGCAGUUGAAAAAAGUGCUGAACGAGGACGAUAACAGGAAACGGCAGAUGAAAGAGGAGAUGUUUGCGAUACAGAAUAUUCCGCAGCAAAUAUUUCUACCGCAGCGGCCGAUGCCACCGCAUCAGCAACACAUGAUGCAUAAAGUGAGUCCACCCGAAGUUCUUCUUACGUCGGAACGCAUAUUCACCGACGCUUACCCCAACUUGCAGGGCAAUCCGCAGGUAAAUGCGGCCAAACGCACGCACAGCCCUUCACCGUCCCAGCACAUCCAGGGCUACUAUAAACAGCCCAAUCCGAACAAUCAACCGUACCCGCCGCAGCAGAAGAUCGAGGAAGGUAGACGGGGCGGAGAAGUGGCCCGUGCCGUUUUGUGGAACAAAUCGCAAUACUGUCCUCCGGUUGGUUUCUAUCCCGGAACGCCACCCACGAACCCGCAGGAUGGCCGGCAGCCGCCGCCACAGAUUUUGUACCCGUACCAGAGCAGCCUAACGAUUCCCAUGCGCCAAUACGUCGACAUACCGUCCCAGCCGGGACCGCCAACGCAACCGAAACCCGAACAGCUGGUCGUCAGCGGUAAGGUGGGUCCGCUGCCACCGUCCCAGGCAAACAUUUACCACAUCAGUCUGGAUCAGACGGCGGUCGCGAUCCACAGCCAGCAGCCCCCACCGCAGAUGAAAACGAUCACGAUCGAGAAGAUACCGCAGGAGCGCAUUGUACCGUACCAUAUCGAGCUGCAGGCGAAGCACGACGAGCGCACGAAGGAUCUGCGGCAGUUGCAGGGUCCGCCGCCACCGUCCCAGCCGGGUGUCGUUGCAACGCAUCUGCCGGAAGGGAUCGUUUAUGCGCCCGGUCUGCGUCCCGGUGCUAUACAGAUGCACACGAUUGCUACCAAUCAGCAAUUACCGAAAGGUGGAAGCAUUACACAGGGCUACCCGUCGGCAAGGCCGCCCCCGAUCAGCAAUCCACAGCAACCGCCACCUUCACAGAUGCAUUACAAUCGCCACCGUUACUGAGCGUGUUGGAUGGGCGCGAUCAACAAGUUUUACUGAGUUGGGUGGUAUAGGGUAAGAAGCGCGCAGUUACUCUUACUUCGGCAUUUAUUGCGCGGCUGUCCUCUCUUGAGGUAAUCUUUAUGUAUUGUCUUACGACAGGAUAACGCCAGUGCAACAUUACAAUGAUAAUAGUAAUAAAGCUAUAC